This is a messenger RNA of Venustampulla echinocandica, 885 nucleotides long. Its product is annotated as ClpP. The record is from RefSeq and is a predicted model, not a curated record. NCBI's taxonomy places the organism in Eukaryota, Fungi, Ascomycota, Leotiomycetes, Helotiales, Pleuroascaceae. Gene Ontology annotation, molecular function: enoyl-CoA hydratase activity. The coding region runs from base 1 to 885 and encodes 294 amino acids. Gene Ontology annotation, biological process: fatty acid beta-oxidation. Gene Ontology annotation, cellular component: mitochondrion. The transcript has 2 exons.
AUGAUGAAUGCAUUUAGGAGCAUGAGGCCAAUUGCCUCCUGUUUCAAAACACCAACAUCAGCUCUCCCCUGCAUCACUCGUAGCUCGUCGGCGUGGUCAGUGAAAUCCUAUGAGUUCAUCCAAACCACUGAGCCACGGCCAGGUGUCGGCCAAAUCACCCUUAACCGUCCAAAGGCCCUCAACGCCCUCUCCACCCCCCUAAUAAUCGAACUCAACAGUGCCCUCCAAGCUUUCGAUGCUUCACCCUCUGUUUCCGUCGUUGUCCUCACAGGCUCUGACCGUGCCUUUGCCGCCGGGGCGGAUAUCAAGGAGAUGGCCAAUCUGUCGUUCUCCGAGGCAUACACUACAUCCUUUAUCGAAUCCUGGUCGUACCUCACGACCAACAUCAAGAAGCCCAUAAUUGGUGCCGUGUCUGGACAUGCUCUGGGUGGCGGCUGCGAAUUGGCACUUAUGUGCGAUGUUCUUUAUUGUACGGAGAGUGCGAACUUUGGCCAGCCUGAAAUUAAACUGGGGACAAUUCCGGGAGCGGGUGGAAGCCAACGACUCACAAGAGCCAUUGGGAAAUCCAGAGCUAUGGAGCUGAUUUUGACCGGAAAGGGCUUUAGUGGGAAGGAGGCCGGGGAAUGGGGCGUUGCGGCCAGGACGUUUAAGGAUUACGACGAGUUGAUGGAAGCUGCCUUGAAGACAGCGGAGACGAUUGCAGGGCAUAGUAAGGUGGCGAUCAGGGCUGCAAAGGAGGUCGUAAAUAAAAGCCAGGACCUACCAUUGCGAGACGGUGUCGAGUAUGAGAGGAGGGUGUUCCACAGCUUGUUUGGGAGCGAGGAUCAGAAGGUAGGCAUGAAGGCCUUUGCAGAAAAGAAAAAGCCAGAGUGGACACAUCAAUAG